AUGUGUCACUCCAGUUGGCCUCGUCGGUCCGAUGAGGACGUCGAGAUCAUGGCCACGGAGAUGGCCUGCGUACAGGCGAGGUACCUGGUGGCCGCCUUCAAGCACGAAGGCAAUGUGGCACAGCAAGCGUUGGUGGAGGUGGUCGAGGCUACGACGCAGCAGGCGCUGCAGCAGGCAGAGCAAGCGGUGGACAAUGAGGCCGCCACAACGGUCGUGCGUGCCGAACGCCAUGAGGCGGCCAUGACGCUCUUGGGGUGUGCGGCACGCAAUGCCGCCACCAUCAUCGUCCAAGAGCAACGUCGUGCCGCGAUGACGUCUAAAGAGGCGGCAGCGGCAGCGACGGAGGCGGCCGCGGUCGACGCAGCCGCCAAUGCAGAGAAGGAAGACCACGUGGCGGAGGCGGCGGCCUUAGACAUGGCUUGGUCUCUCCUCGGCAAGGAGGAGGAGGAGGAGGAGGAGGACUGGCAGGUGCGCAAGACGCACCGAAGGUACGCCACAAGAGACCUCAACCGCCGGGAGCACGACGAGGUAUCGUCUGCAGUGAUGCAGGCAAAGCCAGAGGCGACGACUACGAUGUUGCGCGAUGGGGCACGACAGGCGGCGGAGGCAGCAGCGGAGGAGGCGGCGCGGGCAGCGGAGAAGGAGGAGAGGAGGGGACACUGGGCCACGAAGCUCAACGCCAUCUUGGCCCACCGUGAGGACGAACAGCGUCGGGAGACCCAGCGCAGGGAGAACCACCGCCGGGUACGCCGCCAAGAAGCAGCCAUAUGGGCUGCGUGA
Lolium perenne is the source of this 780-nucleotide messenger RNA. The record is from RefSeq and is a predicted model, not a curated record. NCBI's taxonomy places the organism in Eukaryota, Viridiplantae, Streptophyta, Magnoliopsida, Poales, Poaceae.